This is a messenger RNA of Cyprinus carpio (common carp), 1375 nucleotides long. It is a transcript of the gene tmem38b, whose product is annotated as transmembrane protein 38B. Gene Ontology annotation, cellular component: membrane. Gene Ontology annotation, biological process: potassium ion transmembrane transport. NCBI's taxonomy places the organism in Eukaryota, Metazoa, Chordata, Actinopteri, Cypriniformes, Cyprinidae. The record is from RefSeq and is a predicted model, not a curated record. Gene Ontology annotation, molecular function: identical protein binding; potassium channel activity.
GUGCGUGCGUGCGUGCGUGCGUGUGCUCGGCUCCAGCUCGCAGCAUCCGCGGCAGCAAUGGCGGCGGAUCCGGUUACCGCUUCGAUCAGCUGUUGAUCAGCUGGAUUGAUUCAGUGUAUCCGAUCAUCCGCUGGAGACUGCACGCGUCCGAGCGCACCGAUCACGCGACUGACUGAAAGCGGAUUAAAGCGCGUUCAUGCGUGGAAGCUGAAGCGGUUUAAUCAUGGAUGUGUUCGGCUUUCUCAAUCUAAACGAGCUCGCUCUCGGGCUGUCAAACCUCUCCAUGUUCCCCUUCUUCGACACGGCGCAUUAUAUCAUCUCAGUGAUGAGUCUGAGAGAGCAGCCAGGAGCGCUGGAGGUCUCUCAGCGCAGUCCGUUUGCGUGUUGGUUCAGUUCGAUGCUGUAUUGUUUCGGUGGAGCUGUUCUCUCAGCGCUGAUGAUGGCAGACGCACCGGUCGCACCACUGACCAACACCACCAACCUGCUGCUCGCCUCACUCAUGUGGUACCUGGUGUUUUAUUGUCCUCUGGAUGCCGUGUACUCGCUGGCGUCCGUGUUGCCCGUGCGUCUGGUCUUGACGGCGAUGAAGGAAGUGACACGUACCUGGAAGGUUCUGGGCGGAGUCACACAAGCAGGAAGGAAGUACAAAGACGGUCUGUUUGUGAUGAUCGCGGUGGGCUGGGCUAAAGGAGCCGGAGGAGGACUCUUGAGUAACUUUGAGCAGCUGGUUCGAGGCGUCUGGAAACCUGAAACCAACGAACUCCUGAAGAUGUCAUACCCGACCAAGGUGACGCUGCUGGGGUCGGUUGUGUUCUCUCUCCAGCAGUGUCACUUCCUCCCGAUCCAGACGCAUCAUCUGAUCUUCAUCUACACACUCUUCAUCGUCACCAACAAGAUGCAGAUGAUGUUGUUGGGUUCCUCGUCGUAUCCGUUUUCAGCGGUGGAGACUCUGCUCUACAAGACUCUGUUUGUUCGACCUUUGACCUUUUCACCUCUGAGCGACCCGAGCUCCUGCGCUUCCCCGAACCACAACAAACCGAACGCACAAGACCAGAAACCCAGCGACACCAGAGAAACCCACCCCAAAGACGCAGAAACCACCAAAAAGACGGACUGAGUAGCCUUCACUCCAGCAGUUCUCCUGCUGACGGUCUUUUUAAAUACACAGAUGCUGUUUUUAUCUGAAUAUCUUGAUUUGUACAUAUUUGCUAUUCUGAGCUGAUUCACAGAAAAUUCUACUCUUUUCUAUCCUGUAAUGCUGAGGAUAAUAUAUUUUAAUAUUAUUUAUAAUGUAUUUGUGAAUGCAAUCACUGAAAGUGGAAUGCUGAACGCUGUUUUGAUGCUGAAAUGAUUGAAUAUAAUUCACUCGCUCUGA